UCACAUUCUCAAAAAUCUCAUCUUUUAUAGAGUUUUGAUUACUGGGUUAUUGAAAUUAACUUUUUUUUUGGGUAUUUCUAAAAACAAUAAAAAAGGAGAGACACGUUUCCACUCUUUGAAGCAAUUUUGAGAUCUGGGUUUUCCUUAAAAGAAUGGUCACAGUUAAUCUAGGGAUGCUUCAUUACAUUCUAGACCAUGUAUAUGGUGCAUUUGUGCAUAGAACAAAGAUAACUCCGCCGUUUUUCUCAAGAGGCUGGGGUGGAACAAAGCUUGAGCUUUUGGAGAGAUUGAUAAGCCAGCUGUUCCCUGAAGUUGAAGGCCAAAAUUGGCCUCCGAGCUUGAUUCAACCCAUUUGGAAAACAGUCUGGGACACCCAAAAUGCUUGCUUGAGGGAAGGUGUGUUUAGGACCCCUUGUGAUGAGCAGUUGCUGAAUGCAUUGCCACCUGAAAGUCACAAUGCAAGGGUUGCUUUCCUUGUCCCAAAAUCCGUGCCUCCUCAAAAGAUGGCAUGUGUUGUUCACCUUGCAGGAACUGGAGACCAUACAUUUGAACGGAGACUGCGUCUUGGUGGACCAUUAUUGAAACAAAACAUUGCAACUAUGGUGCUCGAAAGCCCUUUCUAUGGUCAAAGACGUCCAAUGCUGCAGCGUGGUGCAAAACUCUUGUGUGUUAGUGACUUACUUUUAUUAGGAAGAGCAACCAUUGAAGAGGCACGCAGCCUUUUAUACUGGUUAGACUCUGAGGCAGGGUUCGGAAAGAUGGGUGUGUGUGGACUUAGUAUGGGGGGAGUGCAUGCUGCGAUGGUUGGAUCACUGCACCCCACACCUGUUGCAACCCUUCCUUUUCUCUCCCCACAUUCGGCUGUCGUGGCAUUCUGUGAGGGUAUAUUGAAGCAUGCCACUGCAUGGGAGGCACUGAGAGAAGAUCUUGCAGCAAAAGAGGCUGCAAUGACUCUCGAGGAGGUGAGAGAACGAAUGCGAAACGUACUGUCUCUCACAGAUGUCACACGCUUUCCGAUUCCCAAAAACCCUAAUGCCAUUAUAUUUGUUGCCGCAACUGAUGAUGGUUACAUACCGAAGCACUCCGUGCUGGAGCUUCAAAAGGCGUGGCCUGGUUCCGAAGUGAGAUGGGUUACGGGCGGCCAUGUCUCAUCGUUUCUUCUUCAUAAUGACGAGUUCCGAAAGGCAAUUGUGGACGGGCUAAACAGAUUAGAGUGGAAAGAACCCGCCUUGUGACGGUGCAUCAAUCAUUCCCGGUAAAGAAAUGACUGCAUUUGAAUUAUUUUAGCAACAUGUAAAAUUCAGAAGAGAAGGGAAAGUGAUUUGUGAAUACAUUAUUUCCUCUUUAAUGUGCUUAUAAAGAUAAUAAAGGGUCAAAAUUGUUGAUGAAAGAA
Molecule: messenger RNA, 1393 nt
Organism: Hibiscus syriacus
Lineage: Eukaryota; Viridiplantae; Streptophyta; Magnoliopsida; Malvales; Malvaceae
Product: protein ABHD18-like
Exons: 5
Coding region: 153-1235 (360 amino acids)
Source: RefSeq, a predicted model, not a curated record